This is a messenger RNA of Zea mays, 1304 nucleotides long. RefSeq lists its product as uncharacterized. NCBI's taxonomy places the organism in Eukaryota, Viridiplantae, Streptophyta, Magnoliopsida, Poales, Poaceae. The record is from RefSeq and is marked validated. Gene Ontology annotation, molecular function: polysaccharide binding.
GACAUUUCUUUCGAUCGCCAAUGGAGGAGAUCAUGACUCACCCCCAUCUCCACGCAUUAGCGUCGACGACGCUUGCAAUCGUCGCCGUCAUGGUGAUGGUGCUGCCAUCGACGACAGCCGGCGGCGGGCUCUGCCGUGAGAGCUGCGGCGACAUCCCGGUGCGCUACCCGCUGGGCAUCGACGACGGGUGCGGCAGCCCGUACUACCGCAACAUGCUGGCCUGCGCGGACAACGCGACGCUCCGCCUGCGCACGCCGUCGGGCACGUACCCGGUGGGCGGCGCGGACUACUCGGACCCGCACCUGGUGGUGACGGACCCGUCCAUGUGGACGUGCGCGCGGCCCUUCACCUCGGUGCACGCGGCGCCCUUCAGCCUGGACACGAGCACGCGCUUCUCGCUGUCCCCGAGGAACGAGUACCUCUUCUUCGACUGCGACGAGGCGCGCGUGAUCGUGGCGCCCCGGCCGGCCAGCUGCGACCGGUACCCGGGGCGCUGCGACUCGGCGUGCGACAGCGCGGGGUACCUGUGCCGGAACCUGCCGGGCUGCGCGCUGGAGGAGGGCAGUAACCAGAGCUGCUGCGCGUACCGGCCGCGCGCCGCCGAGUCGCUGCGCGCCAUGCUGCGGCACUGCGGGGCGUACACCAGCGUGUACUGGCGCGCCGCCGGGGACAGGUCGUUCCCGCCCUACGACCAGGUGCCGGCGUACGGGGUGCGCGUGGACUUCGAGGUCCCCGUCACCACGCGGUGCCUGCAGUGCCAGGACAAGCGCCGCGGCGACGGCGGGACGUGCGGCUUCGACCCGGCCACCAGGGACUUCGUCUGCAUCUGCGGCGACGGGCGCAACUCCACCACGGACUGCGCAGAUGGCCACAGCUCAGGACAUCAUGGAUCAGCAGGAGUCGUCGCUGCAAGCGCUGUCGCCUCGGUCUCUGCAGCCAUAGGCAUUUGGGGGCUCGUGUGGUACAUACGCAAGAUCAAACCGAGCAAAGUGGUGACAUGUGGGGUUCAGAGUAACGAGAACAGGUUCUUCUGACCUCAGUUUUCAGUAAAAAAAAAAACAAAAACAAAAACUCCCACGAAGGAGAGGCGGUGAAAGAAGGCAUCCUUGUCAUAAACCAAACAGGGGAGGGAAAUUUUCCUUCUGCUAGAUUUUGCUGGAGCUGCUAGCCAAACUAUGUUAUAUGCACCCAAUGCUGCGCUGUGAUGAUACUCUGUUAUGUAUUUCUUUUGAAAGAACGUGUUUUGCCUUCUGUUAGAAUGAGGAGUAAAUUACACGAGUGUUCUUCGAACUGUUUUGACGUUC